AUGGUUGUGAAGGAAUCUGUGAAACUCUCCAGCAAGAGUAUUCGCAAACUUUCCCUUCCAGAUUUCAAGCUACCAAGAACCUCAAACAACAUUUUUAUUCCAGCCAUGGGCAAUAUUACCUAUGAUUUUUCUUUUAAAUCAAGCAUCAUCACACUGAAUACCAAUGGUGGACUUUAUAAUCGGUCAGAUAUUGUUGCUCGUUUCUUUUCCUCCUCUUCUUCAUUCAUUUAUGCACUACAGUACAAAUUAGAGGGCUCCUCAAGUUUGAUGAGGAAAAGAGGGUUGAAGUUAGCCACAGCUUUGUCUCUGAGUAACAAAUUUGUGGAAGGCAGUCAUGACAGUACCAUUAGCUUAACCAAGAAGAACAUGGAAACAUCAGUGACAACAACUGCAAAAGUCCAGAUUCCAAUUUUAGAAAUGAAUUUCAAGCAAGAACUUAAUGGAAAUACCAAGUCAAAGCCUACUGUCUCUUCAGCCAUUGAGUUAAAAUAUGAUUUCAAUUGCCCCAAGCUGUACUCUACUGCUAAAGGGGCGGUUGACCACAAGCUCAGCUUAGAAGGCCUCACCUCCUACUUUUCCAUUGAGUCAUCUACCAAAGGAGAUGUCAAAGGUUCAGUCUUUUCACAGGAAUAUUCAGGGAGUGCUUCCAGUGAGGUCAACACAUAUUUGAAUUCCAAGGGCACUCGGUCCUCAGUGAAGUUGCAAGGGGCGUCCAAAGUUGAUGGUAUCUGGAACUUUGAAGUUAAAGAAAAUUAUGCUGGAGAAGCCAGUCUCCGACGCAUAUAUGCCAUCUGGGAACACAAUACAAAAAACCUUUUACAGCUCAAGAGCAUCUUUUCAACAUCUGGAGAGCAUACAAGCAAAGCUACUCUGGAACUCUCCCCAUGGAAAAUAUCAGCCUUUGUUCAGGUCAAUGCAAGCCAGCCCAAUUCCUUCCUUGAUAUCCCUUACUUUGGCCAGGAAGUAGUCCUGAAUGCUAACACUGGGAACCAGAAGGUCAGCUGGAAAAGUGAGGUCCAGUUUCAUUCCGGGUCUCUCCAGAACAAUGUACAGCUCUCCAGUGAUCAAGAAGAGGCACAUCUUUACAUUGCAGGAUCCGUAGAGGGACACCUGUCAUUCCUCAAAGAAAUCAUCCUACCCGUUUAUGACAAGAGCUUAUGGGACCUCCUAAAGCUGGAUGUAACCACAAGCAUUGGCAGAAGACAGUAUAUUCGUGCUUCAACAGCCCUUGUGUACACCAAAAACCCCAAAGGCUAUUAUUUUUCUGUCCCUGUACAAGAACUGGCCAAUGAGUUCAUUAUCCCUGGAGUGAAACUAAAUGACUUCAGUGAAAUAAAAAUCAGCAAGAAGUUAAGUACUUUACCAUUUGACCUUAACAUGCCAGCACUACCCAAACUAAAAUUCCCCGAAGUUGAUGUGUUAACAAAGUAUUAUGAACCAGAGGAAUCCUCAGUUCCCUUUUUUGAGGUAACCGUGCCUGAAUCUCAGUUAAUUGUGUCACAGUUCACCCUUCCAAAGAGUAUUUCAGUUGGCGGUGCUGUUUUGGAUCUAAAUAAGGCAGCCAACAAGAUUGCAGGCUUCGAUUUGCCAACAAUCACCGUGCCUGAGCAGACUAUUGAGAUUCCUUCCAUUAAGUUAUCUGUACCUGCUGGAAUUUUCAUUCCUUCCUUUGGAUCAGUCACUGCACAUUUUGAAGUGGCCUCUCCCCUAUAUAAUACCACUUGGAGUGCUGGCUUGAAAAACAAAGGAGAGCACCUUGAAACAUUUCUGGAUACCACAUGCAGCUCAACCCUACAGUUCCUGAAAUAUGAUCUAAAUAUUCUGGGAACACACAUGUUUGAAGACGGCACGUUAGUCUCUAAGACCCAAGGGACAUUUUCACACCGCGACUUCAGUGCAGAAUAUAAAGAAGAUGGCAAAUAUCAAGGACUUAUGAAGUGGGAAGGAGACAUUCGCCUUGAUAUCUCCAGCCCAAGGUUCACUGAUGUCCAUCUUCGCUACCAAGUAAUCGAGAAGAACUUCUCCUCCUCAGUAGCCUCCCCAGCCAUAGGUGCUGUGGUUAUAGACUCGGGAGAAGAUAACGAUGCUUUUAAAUGGGACUUCUACUACCACCCACAGUCCUCUCCAGAUAAAAGACUCAACAUAUUCAAAACUAAGUGGAGGUACCAGGAGUCUAAUGAUGAAAUUCAGAUCAAAGUUAACUGGGAAGAAGAGGCAACUUCCCAACUGCUAAGCUCUCUCAAAGACAGUGUGCCCAAAGCCACAAGGGCCCUUUAUGACUAUGUCAACACAUACCACCGGGAGCACACAGGACUAGACUUGAGAGAUGUAUCCUCACGACUAAGAAGAAGCCUGCAGAAUGGUGCUGAGCGGGCCUAUCAAGGGGCUGUGAAGCGAAUUGAUGAGGUGGAAAUGAGGCUCCGGAGAGCAACCAGCAGCACCACUAGAACCUACCAGCAGUGGAAGGACAGGGGCCAGAAUCUGUACCAGGAACUGUUGGAUCAGGAGAGCCAUGCGGAUUUCCAGAGACUCAAGGAUACGGUGUAUGAUGGCUCAGUACAAGUAAUUCAAGAACACCAAAGUACAGUUAAGCAUCUAAUUGACUCACUAAUUGAAUUCUUGAAGGUCACCAGAUUCCAGCUCCCGGGGAAAGCUGGAACAUAUACUGGGGAUGAACUCUACGCUAUGAUCAUAAGGGAAGUAGGAAAGGUACUGUUGCAGGUAAACUCGAAAAUCCAAAGUGGGUUAGAAAUACUGGUUUCCUAUUUCCAAGACCUAGUGGAGAACUAUGAGUUUAUCAAGGACCUGAAGAUUAAAUUUCCUUUUAAUUCAAGAAGCUAUAAGCUAAUUGAUGUGUUCCCAGAGAUUAGAAAACUGUUAAGCUCUUUAUUACAAGAGACCCAAAGAGUAUUUAAUGACCUUCAGUCUAUCAAGAGUACAGAGAUGCUAAAUUACCUCCAGAGAUUUUUACAAAGCAUUUUCCAAGAGAUAGAAAAUGAAAUAAACCACCUAAAGGAGAAGAAAUUUACUUAUCUAAUUAAUGAUAUCCAACAUAAGGUCUACACAAUUUGCAAUAAAUGUAUUUCAUAUGUUUUUAGAUUCCUGAAAGAAAACCUGUAUUUUGAACCUAGUAAGUUUAAUGAGCUUGUUCAAAAUGAAUAUCAGGAAGUUUCUCAAAAGUUACAGAAGCUCCACCAGUAUAUAAAGGCUCUUCGGGAAGAGUAUUUUGAUCCGAGUAUGGUUGGCUGGACAGUGAAAUAUUAUGAACUUGAAGAAAAGAUGAUUAACCUGACCAAGAACCUAGUAGUCAUCCUCACGGACUUGCCUUCCAGAUAUACUGGUAGUGCUGCUGACUUUGCUUCUGAAUUCUCAAGCCGAGUAGAGCAAUUUAUGCUCAGAGAUUUCCAGGAAUAUCUUAAUAUCCUUACUGAUGCAGAUGGAAAAGGGAAGGAGAAGAUUGCAGAGCUUUCUACCACUGCUCAGGGUAUAAUUAAAAGCUGGGCUAUGGCAAUGAAGGAAAUCGUUUCUGAUUACCACCAGCAAUUCAGAUAUAAACUACAGGAUUUUUCAGACCAGUUCUGGGAUUACUAUGAAAAAUUCAUCGCUGAAUCUGGAAGAUUGAUUGACCUGUCCAUUCAAAAAUACCACAUGUUUCUGAGAUAUAUCACUGAGUUACUGAAAAAGCUGCAAUCAGCCACAGCUAGCGACAUAAGCCCCUAUAUCAAGGUUGCCACAGGAGAACUUAUUAUUACCUUCUAA
Messenger RNA from Loxodonta africana (African savanna elephant), 3759 nucleotides. Its product is annotated as apolipoprotein B-100-like. The transcript has 6 exons. The record is from RefSeq and is a predicted model, not a curated record. Bases 1 to 3759 code for a protein of 1252 amino acids. Gene Ontology annotation, cellular component: very-low-density lipoprotein particle; mature chylomicron; low-density lipoprotein particle. Lineage: Eukaryota; Metazoa; Chordata; Mammalia; Proboscidea; Elephantidae. Gene Ontology annotation, molecular function: low-density lipoprotein particle receptor binding; cholesterol transfer activity. Gene Ontology annotation, biological process: triglyceride mobilization; lipoprotein transport; cholesterol transport.